CAUGCCCUCGGCCCCCUGCCGCGGCGCCCUGCUCCUGGCCGCCGCCGCCUGGCCCCCGCUGGCCGGCUGCGAGGGCGCGCCGCCCGCGGCGUCCACGGUGGCCCUGCGCGUCCACGACGGGUUCACCCUCGGCAGGCCCUCUCAGAGCCGCGAACGUCGCCUUCGAGGCCGGGCGGCUCCUGCUCUUCGCGGGGUCCGAGGACGACGGCAAGCGGAACAUCGAGACGCUUCUGGAGAUAGAGAACUUUACCAAUGACAGCCGCUACCUGGAGGGACCGCAGCCGCUGGACGGGCCUCCCGUCGUCGUUCACCCGACCGCGUUUCCCGAGCAGGGCUACUGCAGGACGACUUUCGACGGCGUCGUUCACUGGCUCGUGCCCUGGUUUCACAACCUCUAUCACCUUCAUGCCACGAACAUCUACCCCAAAGCGGCGGAGCUCCUCACUGACCCCACGUGCGGGCCCAAGGUCGAGCUACCCUGCCGUGCCGGUCCACGACGGCGCAUCUACAUGCUGAAGGCUCCGAGGAGCCACAGUAUAAAGCAUGUGGAGGUACUGAAGAUCCUUUUCGGAGACGAUGUGCGCUCGGCCCCCGAGCUCUUGUCUGGUGGCCCCCACUGCCUCUCGCGGAUGGCCUGGGGGGGCUCGGGGCCCAACAUGCUCAACAUACUUGGCAAGGACAGCCGUUUCCACGUCCGCGAGGGAAUUGCAGUCGCCUCCGCAGUCCGCACCGCUGUGUUGGACCACUAUGGGAUCUGGGACCGCGACAGGGGGACGACAGAGAGCAUGGCGCUGGCCCAGGUGCUCGCGCGCCAGCCCGCGCAAGCGGUGCACGUCUCCCGCGCCCCGUGGCUCUCCCCGGGCCAUGCGCCCAGGAGAGGGCGCUUCAUCGCGAAUGACCAGCCGAUACGGGCGGCGUUCAAGAGACGCGGCGUCGAGAUGCGGACCUGCUGCAACUUCGACGCCGACUCGCUGGCCGACAUGGCCCGGGCCUUCGCCGACGCCGACGUCGUCCUGGGGAUGCACGGGGCUGGCCUGGCCAACGCCCUCUACGCGCGCCGCGGCGCGGUGAUCGUGGAGCUCCUGCACGGGCACGGCAGCGGCAGCGACUUCUACAGGCGGCUCGCGCUGCUGCGCGAGGGCGCCAUCGUCAGCAUGCACCUGGGGGCCAGCCCCUCGAACGAGAUCUCCGCCGACGAGGCCGAGGAGCUGGCCCGGUGCGCGGUGGCGGCGUGGCGCAGCGUCGGGCCCACGCCGGCCGUGGAGAGCGCCUGCGGCGCGGCCUUCGACAAGGGCCGCGCAGACCUGCACAGGACCGAGCUCGACCUGCGGCCCCGCGCCGUCCCGGAGGCGAACGUCUCGGGCGGCCCGCUGCCGUUCGAGCUGGCCCCCUGCUCGCACUCGGGCAAGUGCCCAGAGGACAUGCGGCGGCGCAUGGAGGAGCUCCUCUCGAGGGCGCCGAAGCCAGUGAACCUGGAGGUUCCGCCCGCCAGGGCAGGGGCCUGGCCCAAGCCAGGCCCCGCCAGAGCCAAGCCAGGAGCGGCAGCGCCCCCGCGGGGCCUGGAGCUGUGA
Messenger RNA from Prorocentrum cordatum, 1571 nucleotides. Lineage: Eukaryota; Dinophyceae; Prorocentrales; Prorocentraceae. The record is from the annotation of a GenBank genome assembly.